UUCCAGUCGGAGUGGAACUGAAAGUCCACCUGGUACACCGCUUCCGCUAUUAACAUCUGCCGGAAGUGUUUUUUUUUUAUCGGAGUUAAACCCUGAUUAUUGUCAUCACUAAUUUAUUAUUAUAAAAUGAUCAUUGAUAUGAUGGUGGUAAAUUAUUAAACGCGUAUGUUUGUUUUCUUUGCGGAUUAAAUGAUGGUGUAGCACGGACACUUCUGACGCUAGCAGCAGGUAGCUAAAGGAGCUAAGGUGUGUGUGUGUGUGUGUGAGGGUCAGCGAUGCUGACGCUGGCGAGUAAGCUGAAGAAGGAGGAGGGUGUGAGAGCGGGCGGAGCUUCGUCCGGCUCCCAAGACGCCCCCCACCGCGUGUCCAUACGGGACCGCCUUCUCAUUAAAGAAGUUGCAGACCUCGAGGCAAAUCUUCCUAGUACCUGUAAGGUCCUGUUUCCUGAUGAGAACAAGCUCCAUCAUUUUCAGCUCACCAUAACUCCAGAUGAAGGGUAUUACCAGGGGGGGAAGUUCCAGUUUGAAAUAGAUGUUCCUGAAACCUAUAACAUGGUGCCCCCUAAAGUGAGGUGCUUGACAAGAAUAUGGCACCCAAACAUCGCAGAGACGGGGGAAAUCUGCCUGAGCCUGCUGCGUGAACAUUCAAUCGAUGGCACAGGGUGGGCUCCGACACGCGCGUUAAAGGACGUCGUAUGGGGGUUGAAUUCACUAUUUACCGAUCUUCUUAACUUUGAUGAUCCACUGAACAUAGAUGCAGCCGAGCACCAUUUACGGGACAAGGAUGACUUCAGGUGCAAAGUGCAGGACUUCAUCAAAACCUAUGCAAGAUGAUGCGCACGUGACUGUGCACCGCCCAUGGUUACGCCCCGAGACCCACCGAGCUGAACAUCCCGCACCGUUCACACAGUGGGACGACGAGAGAAGGAUUCCAUUGAUCUCAAAUCUUCAGCAUGAACUACGAGGGAAUAGGGAAGAUGUGGGGGGGGGUAUUUGGGUUUCCUUUUUCUCCUUUUUAAAUUAUCGCUCAGGGCUGAUUUGACGACGCCCACCAUCGCUGCCACAGCUGGUUCUGCAUCAUCUACAGCUAACGAAAAGAGAAUUCUACAAAUUAUAUUACUAAUAAAGAGAAUAAUAAAAUUAUUCAAGGCAAUCAUAAAAA
Messenger RNA from Silurus meridionalis, 1161 nucleotides. It is a transcript of the gene ube2f, whose product is annotated as ubiquitin-conjugating enzyme E2F (putative). The transcript has 11 exons. Lineage: Eukaryota; Metazoa; Chordata; Actinopteri; Siluriformes; Siluridae. Gene Ontology annotation, cellular component: nucleus. Gene Ontology annotation, molecular function: NEDD8 transferase activity. Bases 276 to 833 code for a protein of 185 amino acids. The record is from RefSeq and is a predicted model, not a curated record. Gene Ontology annotation, biological process: protein neddylation.